AAAUUUUACUGACAAGCGAACGCCCGUUGGGCUAUAUUUAGCAGCACCUGGCACUGUAUGUUCAUCGUCACAAUCAACUAAAGAUUUGAUUUUUAAAGAGCUCUGUUUUUUAACAAUGGCGGAUGAGGUUGUUCUCUUGGAUUUCUGGUCAAGCCCUUUUGGAAUGAGAGUCAGAAUCGCUUUCGCCGAGAAGGGUAUUCACUGGGAGUACAAGGAAGAGGAUACGAGAAACAAAAGUCCCCUACUCCUGCAGAUGAACCCGGUUCACAAGAAAAUCCCGGUUCUCAUCCACAAUGGUAAACCCAUCUGUGAGUCUAUGAUCCAGAUUCAGUACAUAGAUGAGGUAUGGAGCGACAAGGGUCCUCCUUUGCUUCCCACUGAUCCUUACCAGAGAGCUCAUGCCAGGUUCUGGGCUGACUAUAUUGACAAGAAGGUGUUUGAAUGUGGGAGGAGGAUUUGGACGACGAAAGGGGAAGCACAGGAGGCGGCUAAGAAAAAGUUCAUAGAAAUCUUGAAGACUUUGGAGGGAGAACUUGGGGAAAAGUCUUAUUUUGGUGGGGAGAGUUUUGGGUAUGUGGAUUUGGCUUUCAUCCCAUUCUACACCUGGUUCGGUGUGUAUGAGAGUUUUGGGAAGAUGAGUAUAGAAGCAGAAUGCCCUAAGUUGUUUAGUUGGGUGAAAAGGUGUUUGGAGAAGGAGAGUGUUUCAAAAUCUCUGCCUGAUCAAGAUAAAGUAUACGGCUUCGCUUUGGAACUCAAGAAGGCUCUUGGGAUUUGAGUUUUGAGAAACUUCAAAACCCUUGUUCCAUUUCCAUUAGGGUUCAUCCUCCAAGUAUGGAUUAAAAGAGGUUCUUGAUCAACUACUGUAUUUUUCUAGUCUUUUACUGUUGUUUAGGAAUCAAGGAGGUCUCCUUUUGUGGAUUUGGUGAGAUGUCUGUCAAUGUUGUGGUGGGGAUAUAUAUGUCAUGUCAAUUUCUUGUGUGUUGUAGACAAAUUAUUUUUCGAGUAAAAAGUCUUCUUUCUUCCGAUAUGAUAGAAA
Carica papaya (papaya) is the source of this 1036-nucleotide messenger RNA. RefSeq names its product putative glutathione S-transferase. Gene Ontology annotation, molecular function: glutathione transferase activity. NCBI's taxonomy places the organism in Eukaryota, Viridiplantae, Streptophyta, Magnoliopsida, Brassicales, Caricaceae. Gene Ontology annotation, biological process: glutathione metabolic process. Gene Ontology annotation, cellular component: cytoplasm. The record is from RefSeq and is a predicted model, not a curated record.